AUGGCCAACUAUCUCGCCUCCAUUUUUGGUACAGAACAGGACAAGGUCAAUUGCUCCUUCUACUACAAGAUUGGCGCCUGCAGACACGGCGACAGAUGCUCCCGCAAGCAUGUCAAGCCAUCAUACUCCCAGACGAUCCUGAUGCCCAACAUGUAUCAGAACCCAGCCUACGACCCAAAGAGCAAGAUGAACCCCAGCCAGCUGCAAAACCACUUCGAUGCGUUCUAUGAGGAUGUGUGGUGCGAGAUGUGCAAGUACGGCGAGUUGGAGGAAUUGGUUGUUUGCGACAACAACAAUGACCAUCUCAUCGGCAACGUCUACGCGCGAUUCAAAUACGAAGAAGACGCACAGGCCGCGUGCGAUGCGCUCAAUUCGCGCUGGUACGCAGCACGGCCGAUAUAUUGCGAGCUAUCACCUGUGACAGAUUUCCGAGAAGCGUGUUGCCGGUUAAAUAGUGGCGAAGGAUGCGUACGAGGCGGAUUCUGCAAUUUCAUUCACCGGAAAGAUCCUAGUCCCGAGCUCGACCGUGAGCUUCGCUUGAGCACCAAGAAGUGGCUCAAAGAACGAGGCCGGGACCCGAGAAGUGCUAGCCGGAGUCCUAGUCCGGAGCCUACCAGGCGGAGGUUUUAG
Molecule: messenger RNA, 630 nt
Organism: Aspergillus pseudoviridinutans
Lineage: Eukaryota; Fungi; Ascomycota; Eurotiomycetes; Eurotiales; Aspergillaceae
Product: zinc finger CCCH domain-containing RNA-binding protein
Exons: 2
Coding region: 1-630 (209 amino acids)
Biological process (GO): mRNA splicing, via spliceosome
Cellular component (GO): U2AF complex; spliceosomal complex
Molecular function (GO): pre-mRNA 3'-splice site binding; metal ion binding
Source: RefSeq, a predicted model, not a curated record